UAAAAAUUAAAAAAGCGAAGUUAAAAACUAUUGGCUCAUAUUCUGAACGCGCUUGGAACGAUGUUAGCGCGCCGACAAAUCAACGUAUUAAUAGAUCUGAGAAAGAAUUUCGCUAUAAACACGCGUGAUUAUCAAUUUUUCCUAACAGAGCACUGUUAUUACCGCGUUUAGAAUACAAACGAUACUGAGAAUGCCCACGUCUUUUGUUUUAUUAGCGCGUUGACACCGUUGCAAGCGCGUUCAAAAUGCGGACCAUUAAUUUUUUAAUUUUUCAACUUAACUUUCAACCGAAUAAUUAUUACUUCCAAACCUUGGAUUUGAGCAUAUAGUAAAGUAGAAAACUUGCCUCAAUGACAGCUCAUGAGCUCAAAAAAAGAGAAGAAAAAUAUACCUUCGAAAAUGAAUUUGGCGAACGUUGUCUGAUGCACUCGAGAUCGUUGCUGUGAAUAUGCUCGAAUACGUCACUUCUCAUUGCGAUUUACAGACAUGCCGUGGUAAAUCGUCUAAAUAUUUUGGCUACUGCAGGCUUCAUCAAAACUGCUCCAUGCAGCCGGCUGUACCACGUGCGUCAGUUCUCUGCUCUGCUCUACUUACAGAAGCGUCGUCGUUCGCUCGUCCGGUCAGUCCUCGUGUUUUUCAGAGCGUCCUCGAAUGUCAAAUCGCGGUAGCAUCGACGGCAAAGGCAGCUGCGAGUCUUUUCGCCGAUCUAGCUUCUCAAUCAAAAUGCAACGCAGCCUGAAGAAAAUGAGGGAGAACCUUCAGAAAAUUACAGACAGCAUCCAGGGGGACGACAAACAUUCGCUGUACAACUUCCCGGAGGAGCUGUCCGCCCUGACUUGGCGCACCGGCUUUUCCAAGGACGAAAUCCGCAGGCUAUACCGCGCUUUCAAGCAGUUUUGUCCUCGGGGAUGCGCGACGACCGGCGAUCUGCAGCCCGCGUACGCCAAACUGUUCCCGGUGGGUGAUCCGAGUAGAUAUACGCGAAUCGUGUUCCACAGCUUCGACAAGGAUGGUGACGGCCUCGUCAGUUUUGGCGAUCUUCUGGACGCUACGGCGUCGAUCGUAAACGGCAGCGUCGACCAGAAACUCUCCUGGAUAUUCGGAUUGUACGAUCUGAACGGAGACGGUUGCAUCACGAGAAGAGAGAUGCUGGCCAUAAUAUCCGCGACUUACGAGAUGGUGCAAAGCGCGCAGACGAUCACCAGCCAACCUGCAGUCAACAUACAAGUGGACAGGUUCUUCGAGAAAAUGGAUGCGGACAGAGAUGGCGUAGUCACCAAGGAAGAGUUCGUAAGCGGUUGUAAAAAUGAUACCAUUAUAUACAACCAGUUGAGUUUAUUUAAUAAGAUUUGGUGACAGAAUGAGAACGGUCUUAGGAGAUUAACGAGAACAAUUU
Messenger RNA from Dinoponera quadriceps, 1396 nucleotides. Its product is annotated as hippocalcin-like protein 4. The record is from RefSeq and is a predicted model, not a curated record. Bases 652 to 1356 code for a protein of 234 amino acids. NCBI's taxonomy places the organism in Eukaryota, Metazoa, Arthropoda, Insecta, Hymenoptera, Formicidae. The transcript has 4 exons. Gene Ontology annotation, molecular function: calcium ion binding.